AUGGCAUCAACAGUUGUUGAGGUCAUUUCACCAACUACAAAGCAACAAUCGCCACAAGUAGCGUCAGAAACUCAAAUAGCAAAAGAAUCAAACCGAAUUCAUGGUUUUAUUGCCGGUGUUGCUUCUGGAGUUACUAAAUUAACUGUUGGACAUCCAUUUGAUACAAUUAAAGUUAGAUUACAAACUACUGGAACUACCGGAAGAUUUAAAGGACCGAUUGAUUGUUUAAUAUCUACAUUACGAAAAGAAGGAUUCCGAGCUCUAUAUAAAGGCGCAACACCACCACUUAUAGGAUGGGUAUUCUUAGACUCUAUCAUGUUAGGAUCACUUCAUAAUUAUCGAUUAUUAUUACAAGGAAAUGAUCCAAAUGUUAAAUUAAAUGUUUUUCAACAUUCGUUGGCAGGAGCAGUAGCAUUUUUUGCUACACCAUUUGAACAAGUCAAGGCAAGAUUACAAGUUCAAUACGACAGUACAACAAGGACAUAUAAUGGACCAAUUGAUUGCGUCAAAAAACUGGUAAAAAAUAAUGGUAUAGUUGGAUUGUGGAGAGGAUUAAGUGGCAAUUUACUUUUUAGAAGUUGGUUAUCUGUAUUUUGGGGUUCAUACGAACUUUAUUCAAUAUGGUUACGUAAAUUAAAUUUAAAUGAAGCAAGCAUAAAUUUUUUAGCAGGCGGUUUAAAUACUGUAAAAAAUAGAAUGAUGGCCCAACCAGAUAUAAAGCCUCUUCAAUUUCCAACAUUGAGAGGCUGUAUUUCACAGAUAUAUAGAACAG
Molecule: messenger RNA, 772 nt
Organism: Entrophospora candida
Lineage: Eukaryota; Fungi; Glomeromycota; Glomeromycetes; Entrophosporales; Entrophosporaceae
Source: the annotation of a GenBank genome assembly